Molecule: messenger RNA, 1122 nt
Organism: Fonsecaea multimorphosa CBS 102226
Lineage: Eukaryota; Fungi; Ascomycota; Eurotiomycetes; Chaetothyriales; Herpotrichiellaceae
Exons: 1
Coding region: 1-1122 (373 amino acids)
Source: RefSeq, a predicted model, not a curated record
AUGUCCCAGCAGCUCCGUCAAGUCCCCACGCACCCAUCCUCGCCGUCGAAUCCCACAUCGCGGCGGACCACAAGCGGCGGUGGUGUGCCAGUGUCUCAAACGCAACCGCAGCCGUCGACGACCUCUCCAAAGACCCGCAGCCUCCUGCCCUCUCCGCAAUUCGAAGACGACCCGAUCGUCGCCUCCCAUCAGCAAGCCAAGCUCGCCCACAGCAACAGACCGAGUCUCACCCUCAACAACCCCGAGUACUCGGAGCACGCGGUCGCCGAGUCGGAACACUACAGCCAUGGCGGUGGCCUUGCGUCUGCCCAUCAUCCGGGAGAGGUGCCGCCGACAAUCCCGUCCUUCCAGCCCUUCUUCACCUUGAUCGAGGAUAGUGUUACGAACGAGCACUACCACCCGACGGUCCACUACAUCUUUGCCGACGAUGACACCGACAUCAUCACCGAGGCUGCGUUGAGGAGUCUCGAGGAAUUGGAUCCCACCCAACGAGGGGACAAUCGGGGCGGUGCUCCACCGGGAGGACGACACGGGCGGCCACUUUCACACGCAGCUCAAGACCAGGACCUCCAUCGUCAGGAUGAUGGCAUCAACGCACCCCGCCUUCCUCCACCCACGGCCGAUAUGCGCGAGCACUACAUCAUCCUCGACGUGCAUCCGCAACCUCGCAGCACCACUCAGAACCAAGACGACAACGCCACCCCAGCAGGGGCUGCUUCUUCGGUCGGAGGCGGCGGCGCCACCGUCAGUGGUGGUGGAAUAACAGGCUACAACUACGAGGUCACAUCCGCACACAGCCUCAGCGCAGAAUGGCAGGUCUUGCGGACCAGCAUCUCGGCCGCGCCGACCAUUGGAGACGGCGGACCCAGCGAAGAAGGGGAAGAAGGGCUGAUGUUGCGCAUCGAGGGGAGAGGGAACACACCCGGCGACCUUGCCCUGGCAAUGGCGAAAGAGAAGGCCACCGGAGCCGGAGCCGGAGACGCCGAGAGGGAAAAGGAGAGUAUGGAAGAGAUGAUUGACCGGUUCCAGCGACGUCUGGAUGAUAUCAGGAUGGUUAUUGAGGCAGGUGUGGGCGGGAUCAGUGCGCCUGUGGGCGCUGCUGCGCUGGGCGGAGACGAAUAA